AUGGCUCAAUAUAAUAACACCGUCUUGUCGCUGACUACCGUCACUACACCCGACCCUUAUGUCACCUACUCGGCAGCAACGCGCCAAUUCUAUCUCACAUUCACCGCAGGUGACCGGGUAGAGAUCUGGAGAGCGAAUAGCUUGCCUGGCUUUCGUGAUCACCCGGACAAGCACACCAUUUGGAGACCACCACCGGACACAGAACACUCGAACGACCUCUGGGCACCUGAGAUCCAUUGUCUGAGAGGCAGGUGGUAUGUAUACUACGCUGCUUGUCACCCCAAACAUGGAAACAAGUCGCAUAGAAUGUUCGUCCUCGCCGGACCGCCAGCAGAUCAGGACCCCGCUACUGGGUCGUGGGAGUUCGUGGGUCCGAUCAGAGGCAUGAAACAGGAUCAAUGGGCUAUCGACGGUACUGUGAUCGAACUACAUGGGCAGUUGUACUUUGUCUAUUCUGGAUGGCCUUUCGACAACCCCAACGAAUCAGAUCUUCAGCAGCAUCUCUUCAUCAUCGGCCUGUCUGAUCCAGUAACCGCAUCCUCGGACCCUGUGGAGAUCUGUAGACCAGAUGAAGCUUUUGAACGUACAGGAGACCACGGCAUUAACGAGGGACCACAAUACCUUGCCUCUCCGGAUAACUCGUGGAUCGGGCUGGUCUACAGCUGUUCAGGUAGUUGGACCAACGAGUACAAGAUGAACUGCCUCCGUUGGACUGGGGGCGAUCCUCUGAGACCAGACUCCUGGCAGAAGAGUAUGAAGCCCUUGAUCCAGAACGGCCCUCAUGGCAAUGGACCUUGGGGUCCUGGCCAUGGCUCCUUCAUGCAUAUCGACCAUGACGUCGUCGCAAUCUACCACGCCACUGAUCGUCCUGAUGAUGGUUGGAACAAUAGAAAGGCUAGAAUGCAACGAGUCGUCUUCACCCCCGAAGGUCCUUGGAUGGGUGACGGUGUGGGUCCUCUGACCACUUCUAUGGCUGCUUUUGUGGGCAACGAGCAUCACCAAGCUGAUGGAAGUCAAAAGAAACAAGGUCACGGUAUCAAGGGCUUCCUGCGCAAGAUCAAGGACGAGCUGUAG
Molecule: messenger RNA, 1074 nt
Organism: Aureobasidium namibiae CBS 147.97
Lineage: Eukaryota; Fungi; Ascomycota; Dothideomycetes; Dothideales; Saccotheciaceae
Product: Arabinanase/levansucrase/invertase
Exons: 3
Coding region: 1-1074 (357 amino acids)
Biological process (GO): carbohydrate metabolic process
Molecular function (GO): hydrolase activity, hydrolyzing O-glycosyl compounds
Source: RefSeq, a predicted model, not a curated record